AUGAGUGGGUUUGUAUUUGCUCAUAAUAAUAUCUUUUCCUCGUGGUGGAUGUGUCUCACCUUAUUCCUACGACUUGUUGAUAAAAAUUCGAGUCCAGAAUAACUUUUCUUUAAACAAUCCAAUUCACUUUGCUUUGUGAUAUAUUUUUCAAUUCCUUCCCUCAAAUCCCAUUCUUCUUUGAUAAAACACAUUCCCACGGUAAUCUUCGUUGAAGAAGAAUCAUCCAUCACGAAAUAAUCAUUUCUUGCACAAACAAACAUCACCUCUUGCUACACCAAAAGCAACAUAAAAUCGGCACAGCAUUCUCGCAAUGACAUUCAUUGCCGAUAGUGCUAGUGAAACAACAUCACUCUCUAGAAAUUCAAUGGAUGAUUCAAUAACAACGACCAUCACUCACGAAAAUGCCAACGCCAGCGCCGAUUCCGCCAUUGAGUCAAGAUCUUGCACUGCCUGUCCCCCUUCCCAUACCAACGCCAAAGCAUCUCCGUCGCACCUUUAUGCUCAACAGCUCAAUAACACUGCAGCGCUAUGCAUAGAGAUCGGUCACUACAGCAGAGCUAUUUCCUCACUACAAAAGGCGCUUGAACUGAACCGGAACCAAAACAAGGAAUGGAAGGAUCGAAACCAGCCGGUUUGCCGAUGUUACAAGUGCACACUAGAUGCGUGCAUUUACUAUUCAGAAAACACUCCCUCUGAAGCCACUGUCAAUUCGUUUGCGGCUGUUCCCAUCAAUAGUGGAAAUACGGAGACAAUAAACGACGGCAUCGACAACAAAAGACGCAAAGUUUGCUUGCCCUCUCCGAAGAAGAAGGCAGAUUCUGCUUUUUGGAAACCACCUUCGUACACCAGACGGCGGCAGCACCAACAUCAACAACGAUUGUCAUCGCAAAACCCAAACGUGCCAGGUCACGAGAACAAAGAAAACAUUGGAUCGCGAGUCCCGAUCCACAAGAAUUUACCUAGAACGCACAAGAAUGAACAAAAAACAGAACCACCAAAACAGGACCACUAUCAAGAAGAGGACGACGAAGACGACGGUUACAGCGGUGGGUACAUCUACAGAAGGCCCAUUCGAGUGAUUUGCGAGGGCCAUGCCAUGGGCUCGACUCUGUACCUCAUCAUAACUUUCAACCUCGCCCUCGCGAACCAUCUCUUAACCAUUAGUAGUUGCUACAAUGGCGAUGCCAAGGGAGGCAGCAGUAGCAAGAAGCUCGUCAACAGAACCCUUGCCUUGUACCAACUCACCUACAAAUGGCAGCUCAAACUCCUCUGCGGCGGAAACCGAGGCGGCAGUGCUAGUGCUGCAAUUCUGCCACCUUCCCCUUCGUCGCAACCACCAUCACCAUCCUCCUCCUCUCCGCAGUCUUGCACCGCCGUGACGAGCAUUCGGUUCAACAUGAUCAUUCGAAACAAUCUGAGCCAGAUCCACCGCUUGGUUGGGAACCAUGAGAAGCACAAGAGAUGUUUGCAAUUCCUCUUGAGCACGGUCAUGGUAGUCACGGAAUACAAAUCUAGAACCCCUAUGAAUCGAGUCAUCAGCAACCACACGAAGGAUCCCAGAUCCAUGGAACUCGAUGGCUUUUUGCGGAACACAACCGCAAUUAUCCUGCAAAAGGGGCACUGUGCCAACGCUGCGUAACGAGCAAGCAAUCGCAUAGGCGGCAGCAAUGGAUGCUGUAGCAAAACAAAAUGGAGAUUCUUGCCAAUGAAAACUACGAAAAAAUAAUAAAAAUAGAACGAGAGA
Messenger RNA from Pseudo-nitzschia multistriata, 1744 nucleotides. The record is from the annotation of a GenBank genome assembly. Lineage: Eukaryota; Bacillariophyta; Bacillariophyceae; Bacillariales; Bacillariaceae.